Lycium barbarum (goji berry) is the source of this 5568-nucleotide messenger RNA. RefSeq lists its product as uncharacterized. The record is from RefSeq and is a predicted model, not a curated record. The coding region runs from base 88 to 1557 and encodes 489 amino acids. Gene Ontology annotation, molecular function: nucleic acid binding; zinc ion binding. The transcript has 2 exons. NCBI's taxonomy places the organism in Eukaryota, Viridiplantae, Streptophyta, Magnoliopsida, Solanales, Solanaceae.
CAGAAGCUCGUUUGGGUGGUCCUCCGAUUUAGGCUACUCAGUCUGCUGUGUUGGAGAGCUCCCCUUGAUCCGGAGCCUACUUUUGUGAUGCCUCCGAAGAAGGCAACGGCGGCCCAGAAGGGCAAGGCGAAGGUGGGAGAGACCAGUCAGGCACAACGGGCUACUCGGGCUCGUAUUUAUGAUUUGCCUGAGGUUACACCUCAUUCUGAGGGGUCUGCUACACCCCCAUUAGUACGGCCUGGAGCGGGACCCUCAGCAGCUCCAGAGGUCCAUGUACCCGCUCCUGAGACUCCAGCUUCUCAGCCAGGGGCGGAGGAUAGGACCCUGAGGGAGGCCGUACAGUUGUUGACCACGAUUGUAGCCGGCCAGGCUCGCAGACGCGGGCGGAGGAACGAUGAUGAUGAGGACAGGCGGGAAAGCCUGAGAGUUCGGGAGUUCUUGUUAUGCGGCCCUCCAGAGUUUUUCGGGUCUAAGCCCGACGAGGACCCCCAUGACUUCAUUCGGGGGAUGCGGCGUGCAUUAGACUUGGUCAGGGCGUCAGAGACCGAGUCGGUUGAGCUAGCUUCGCAUAGACUUCGGGAUGUUGCCGCGCAUUGGUAUGAGACUUGGGAGCUAUCCCGGGGUGAGGGCGCUCCUCCAGCUAUGUGGGAUCAGUUUGUGACUGCUUUCACCCGCCACUUUCUGCCCCCAGAGUUACGACGGGAGCGAGCUGAUCGGUUUUUGCAUCUGCAGCAGAGGGGUCGGAGCGUCCGUGAAUAUAAUUUGGAGUUUGAUUCCCUGGCCCGGUAUGCCCCUGCCGUGGUGGCAGAUAUGACAGAUCGGAUGCAUAGAUAUGUUAUGGGGCUAGAUCGUUACUUGAUUGACGGUUGUAUGGCGGUGUCAUUGCAGACAGAUAUGGACAUUGCCCGUCUACAGGCCUACGCCCAGGGGAUGGAGAACCGGCACCGAGCAGAUCGACCCAGUAGAGAGUAUGAUGGGAGACGGCCCAAGAGGGCCAGAUCAGCAGGGUAUUCUGGAGAUUCCCGGGGCGGGCAGCCUCAGUAUCAGUCCGGUGGGUACUUUCCUCCGUCAGGCCGGGUCACACAGUUUGCGGGUAAGAGGUUUGAUGGAGCGGGACCGUCCAGGGCAGACCAGAGUUCCAGAGCCCCAGGUCCUCAGGCGAGCAGGGGUCCCAGUCAGUCUAGGCCACCCAUACCCCAGUGUUCGUAUUGUGGAAGAUCGCACCCAGGUGAGUGCUUCAGGGCCACGGGGGCCUGUUUUGCUUGCGGCCGCCAGGGCCAUAUCAUGCGGGAUUGCCCGUGGGCAGGUGGUUCCGGUAGCGCAGCACCGCCGAUGAGGUCCGCUGCUGGUUCGUCAUCUACACCUUCAGCCACGCGCUCUACGGGGCGAGGUAUGCCAGCACCAGCGGGCCGCGGUAGAGGCCGUGGUGGGGGUUCAGAUUCUAGCGGUCCCUCGAACCGCAUCUAUGCUUUGACUGGUCGUCGGGACCCAGAGGCACCCCCAGACACAGACCCAGGUAUACUACUACCCCCUUCUCUGAAUAAAUAUGUGCAAUGAUAGGUUUGUACCUCAGUAUUAUGCGGUAUUCUUUUUGUGUGUGUCAGUAAAAGUAGGGUAAGAAUCCGAAUUAAUGAAAAUAUCCGAGGCAGUUAUCUGUACAUGUGGGAGGAAAAUAUAUGGGAGUUGGAAGGCUAGAACGAUAGACCACACAGCCAGAAAAGCAAACGACUUCUUUGGGACAAAGUGGGACCCGCUACGAAAAAUUUCCGAAAAUUUGCUAAGACCCCGUUUGGCCUAAAAACAUUGCGUGACAAAGGUAGUGCGGGGCAAUUGACGAAAUUAUAUCAACCCUAACGCGUCAAAAUACGUAAAAGAUUCGGGGUUAAGCGUGCUCAAGCCAGAGCAAUUCAGGGAUGGGUGACCCCCUGGGAAGUAAUGCAAAAUUUUGCACAAGUGUAAGUAUGAUUAAUGUAAAUGAGAAUUUGGGGUAACCAAGGAUAAAUAGAAUGUGUGUGGAAUAAUUAGUGCCCUCGCGAGAGCCGCGCGGAACGAGGCGGACUAAAUGGGCAAAAAGGAAAAGAGUAUGACACCGCUUGGGAAAUUGAACGAAUUUGAAUAACAGCCAGAGAUGUUCGCCAGUAAGGUAUGAGUGAGCGUGUGUAUGUGUAUGUGUGUGCGUAUGAUUUUUAUUUUGUGCCUAUGCGGGGUAAGAGCCGAGCCCCGGCAAUUGAUGUUGAGAUAAAUGAAAGGUGAGCAGUGUGAAUGGAUAGAAUCUUUGAAAGAGUUGAUACGUAAGACGCAAGGUAAAUUGUGUAACGACCGAUGAGUGAGUUUGCAAAUAAAGAGGAAAUUCUCAUGAAUUAUUGGAGCCUUAAUGUGAAUGAUUUGAUCCUAAACUGACAAUCUAUCUGUGGUGCUUCUGCAUUUCCGAUUCCGAUGAGGCUCUACCUAGUACACCUCUGUACCUCUGCGUUCGACUAGGUUCCCGUCCGAUGAACCUUUUGUGCGUUUGAUUCUGGAUCCGUUUCUGUCUGGCACACCUCUGUGGGUCUGACUCUGGAUAUACAUCCAUCUGAUAUGCUUCGGUGUGUUUGAUUUUGACCGCGCGUAUGUUUGAUAUGUUUCGGUUUGUCUGAUCACGACUCUGUAUGAAACAAUUCCGUAUCUUUGGUUCUGAUUUUGGGUUUGUUCGAUGUGAGUCCGUACGUCUGACUUCGACUGUGAAUCUGUUUGGUAUAUCUCUGUGUGUCUGAUUCUGCCUACGAAUUCGUUUGAUACGCCUUUGUACGUCUGACUCCGAUCUCAGAUGUGUCUGAUAUGCUUCCGUACCUUCGAUGUUGACUACGAAUCCGUCCGCCAUAGUUGAGUAUGUCUGCCUCCGAUUAUGAAUCCGUCCGGUUUUAGUUCUGAAUUUGUUUGGCAUGAAGUGUCUGAUAUGAAGUAAAGUGAGAUUACGACUAUGUGGUAAGGAAACUCAGGAGUGUGAAAAGAAAAUGAUAUUGACGAUGAUGUUUGGAGAGCGUCCGUCCCUUACAAGAAUAUAGUGCAGAGUUCGGUGAUUACGUAGAGUAUGAGAAAAUGUAUUAUGAAGGUAUUUGAGUCAGUGAUGUGAAAAAUCUACCCUAGUAUUGGUAAAGAAGACAUGUCAGAGAAAUCAAUAAAGGACAACUAUCAAGAGAACCCUCCCGGAGUAGUACGACACCCAUAAGUUCGAUUCAACAUUCGAGGACGAAUGUUCUUAAGGGGGGAGGAAUGUUAUGUCCCGUAUUUUCGUAUAACGGGAAAUCAAGAAAUAAAUAAGACUUGUGUGUAUUGAGGAAAUAAUUUGAUUCAAGUUGCUAUGCUCAUGUUGAUUAUGAAAUCAUUGAUGGCAAGACCUCGGGGAAGGCCGAGGGUAAAUUUGGAAUUUCGGAAAUUAGUUCCGGGAAUUUCUAAGCGGGAUUUUUAAAGAAUUGGACCAAGAAGGUUGGCCCAAGAAUUUAGGCCCAAAGAGACCAUGGUGGCCGGCCCAAAACAUGGCCUAAGAUCCAUCUUAAGUGGUCAUGUGCUUAGCACAUGACCCUUUAUCCAUAUAUAUCCACUUGCCUUUGGAAUUAUCAAGAAAAUAGAUCAAAAAUCAAAGAACACAAAGAAAAGGGGUUUCGGCCACUAGAGAGAAAAAGAAAGAAAAAUAUCCAAGCCUUGUUGUUGUUUCAAAAAUCUUGAGUUUUACAUUGUGGUGAAGUGCUCAAGACGCUCUCCGACGUGAUACAAGUAGUUCGGAGAAAGAGCGACGUUUGCGGCAAGUCGGAAACUCAAGAAAAAGGUAAGAUUUUUAUGUUUUAAUGUUAUGAAAUGGAUAUGUAUGUGUUGGUGAUUGAAUUAGUGUGAAGAUUGUGGGUUGGGGUUGUGUUUGUGCAUGACGUGUGCGUGAAAAAAAAGGGGUAUGUUGGCCGUGAGUUCCAUGUAGUAUAAGACGUGGGAGUUUUAUCUUGUUUAGUUUGAAUAAUGCGUUGUUAUGACAUUUGUAUCGUAAAUGAAGGUUUGGAGAAUUGAAUUGGUGUUAGAAAAUGAUUUCGGACGUUAUCGGAAAAAUGUAUACCUUUGGGAUAUUGGUGUAUAUCAUAGUAUAUUUAUGACACUAAAGACCUUAAAUAAGGUUUAUGGUUGAUGAUAAUGAAUUUGGAAUGAAACGACGCAAGUUAGAACGUUCGUCGUAACUUUUGGUGUUUUUGAAUGAAAAUUGGAAAGUAGUAAACUUUGGGGAUGUUCGUAUGUGAUUUGGAACUUGUAUGUAGUGUGUUUGAAUAAUUGGGAAUGAAUGAAUGAAUGGACUAAUGUGGAAAUAGAUUUGGCAUGUUGAAGUUGAAUCAAUAAUUUUGCCAACUUAUGUAUUAAAGUGCAAUUUUGAAGUUUAUGUAAUAUGAUUGUGGUUUGUAUGGUUAAUGAUGUUUGGGUUGUUGUUGUUGUUGUAUUUUGAGCCGAGCUAAGUCUCGGGGGUGUUAGAUUUAUAGGGGGAGUGCUGCCGAAAUUUCGGUAGCCAAAUAUAGCCCAAAGACUAAAGUGUUGAUUCUCAUGAAUAGUAACUGGUAAAAGUGACCAUUUGCAGUUUCUGGACGAAACGGGAACUGCGAUUUGAGGAGCGUAAGGCGCCAACCAGGUAUGUAAAGCCUACCUCUUAUUCUUUUGGCAUGUCCUAGACCUACUAGGUAAAUUUCGGAAUCUCGGGAAUAACUCUGCUCUCGGAAAUCGAGGUUCAAGUUCGAGCACUAUUCAUUCAGCGCGAUUGAAACCUUUUGGUCCCAUUUGGGUAAAAGAACACUCGUACCUCCAUAACUUGUGCUGUUGAGUCCGAAACUCUUCGAAACUUUUGUAAAUGACUAUAUGAAGCCAAAAACCUGCGACUUGUGUCCGCCGCCUCAAUUUGCCCCGAGGUGGGCCCGCGAGCCCCGAGGCUCCCCUUAUUCGGUUUGUUUGAUUCGUUUGUGUCUGUUUUAAUCUGCGACUGUUUGUUUAUGACCCAAGGAUGCGUUGGAAACUUCCUGUGCCAUUAAUGCACGUUCUGUACUUUGGAUGAUGUGAGAAUUCCGAAAGAGUGACUCAUGAACAGUUUUCUUACGAAUUUGACAGCUCGGAACUUCGUAACCUCUAUAUGCCUACUUUUAUCAAUCCGAUUCCUACUUCGAGCCUCUUGGUGUCAGUGUAUACUUAUAUGUAAAUUAUAUGUUGAGUUCGGUAAAUUAUGUUUGAUAUGCAUAUGGUUUCUGCACUACUCUGUUCGUGCUGUCUGCUAUGAUUUCGUUCGUCGGUACCCGGGCCGACUUUGUGAUCGUGCGCACUAUGUUAUAUUCGGGAGUUAUGAUGUGUUACGGUUUCCGAGGCCUCGCCAUAGGGCCGGUUACCGUUUAUGGAGUUAUGAUGUGAUAUGGCAUUUGAUAUGUUCUGAUGAUAUUAUGUGUGUGUGAUAUGAUGUGUCUGGAGAUUGUACGGAGAUUUGAAAACUUCCGGAGCUAUGAUGUGUUGUGGCACCAGCGUCGGGGGGUGACCACGUUCCUAAACCUUAUACAUGAUUUGAUUUGCAUUUGUACG